Messenger RNA from Fulvia fulva, 1476 nucleotides. RefSeq names its product Peptidyl-prolyl isomerase CWC27. Gene Ontology annotation, molecular function: peptidyl-prolyl cis-trans isomerase activity. The transcript has 2 exons. The coding region runs from base 1 to 1476 and encodes 491 amino acids. Gene Ontology annotation, cellular component: catalytic step 2 spliceosome. Gene Ontology annotation, biological process: protein peptidyl-prolyl isomerization; protein folding. The record is from RefSeq and is a predicted model, not a curated record. Lineage: Eukaryota; Fungi; Ascomycota; Dothideomycetes; Mycosphaerellales; Mycosphaerellaceae.
AUGGCGAACCUCUACAACCUCGAACCGCAACCGACGGCGAAAGUAAUCCUCAACACAACCUCCGGCGACAUCGAACUCUCCCUCUUCGCAAAGCAGACUCCACUCGCCAGUCGCAACUUUCUGCAGCACUGUCUGGAUGGCUACUACACCAAUACCAUCUUCCACCGCUUGCUUCCAGGCUUUAUCGUCCAAGGAGGCGACCCUACAGGAACGGGUCAAGGCGGCGAAUCUGCCCUCGAAAAUGGCGGCACGUUCGAAGAUGAAUUCCACAGCAGGCUCAAGUACAACAGGCGAGGACUGCUGGGGAUGGCGAACGAAGGAGCGAACAGCAAUGGCAGCCAGUUCUUCUUCACAUUGGAUGCUACGCCAGAGUUGCAGGGGAAGAACACCAUGUUCGGGAGAGUGGAGGGAGACACGAUUUACAACUUGAUGAAGAUGAGUCAGGACGUGGAGAUGGCGAGUGAGGGAAGUGAGAGGCCGUUGUAUCCUACCAAAGUCACAGGUGCUGAGAUUUUGGUCAAUCCUUUCGAGGAUAUGGUUGCGGGAGUGAAAGUGGCACCUAGGUCAAAGGAAGAGAAGACACAGGUUAAGAAGAGGAAGAAGCCAAUGGGAAAGCAGGUGCUGAGCUUCGGCGGGGAUGAAGGAGAGGAGGAGAUGGCGCCUGUGGUGAAGAAGGUCAAGGCGAAUCCAAAGCUGGUAGCGGUCGAGCCUGAAGAGCCAGAAGAGAAGGUCGCAAAGAUACCGAAGAAAGAGAAGAAGCUUGCAAAGCCGAAGGAUGAGGUUAUCGUGCCAGAAGAGGACAUUGCAAUACCUCAAACGACCACAGCAGGAGCACCCGCCAAGAUCGAGGAAGCAGAAGACAGCGAAGAAGAGUCCGAAACAGAGGAGGACAGGCGGAAACGAAAGCUGGACCAUACAAAUGCCGAGAUCCAAGCGUUGAAAGCCAGCAUGAAGCGAACAGUUGACAUCAAACCCCAAAAAGAAGAGAAGCCGAAGUCAGCUCUCGAAGCGAUGAUCCCCACGACAAGUACGCGAGGUCGAAAACGAGGCAAAGCAACGGACGAGAAAGGCGCCUUCAACCUCUUCCAGACGUUCAAACAGCGGCUCGAUACAUUACCUACCGAAGCCGCACCAGAACCCGCGAACGACACCACCAAAACCCACCCCAAUCCAGAACCCAACCCAUCCAGCGACGCAGACGACGACGAAGAAGCAGCUCUAUGCGAUCUCCAUUUCAUCGCAAACUGUCAAUCAUGCAAGUCCUGGGACGACGAGAAGCCAGAUGGGGAAGCCGAGAAGGAUGGCGACGAUGAUCCCGGCUGGAUGGCUCAUACUCUCACAUUUGCUAAAGACACCCUUGGUAAGGACUUGGAGUGGAAAAGGAAAAUGGAAGAGAUUGGGGUCAUUGAUCCAAGGGAGAAGGCCAGGGCGAUUAAGGAGGAGAAGAGGAAGGGGAAGGAGAAAGCAAAAAGAUAA